AUGUCACGCUAUCCACCCUCGAUGGCCCCUCAUCAACAUGGCCACCUCCACCAACAUCCCAAUCUUCAUCAACUCCAUCCGCCUCGAUCCCACACCGACAACACCUCGGCCGACACCUUCGCCUACCCUCGUCCCACCAGCCACCCCGACCGCAGCCAUGCCCAGCUGACCAACACCGCCCCGCCCAGACAGGCUCGCACGCCCUCUCGCCAACAUGGCCAACCCGGCCAACCCGGCCAACCCAGCCGCCCCGCCGCCGGCCCCGUCCACCCGCACGUCUGCGACAUCUGCCACCGCACCUUCACCCGCCGCGAGCACCUCAAGCGGCACCAGUCCUGCCACGACCCUUCCUCCAACUUCAUCUGCAGGCUCUGCAGCGCAACCUUUUCCCGCAGCGACGCCCUCAAGCGCCACGAGAGCCUUCACGCAAACCCAAACACCACCGCCACAACCGGUCCAUCCUCGACAUCGCCCUCGGCCGCAUCGCGCACACAGAGCCACCACGACCCCGCAUCCGCAGCGUACAACACCACCAGCGCAAGGAGCCGCGCCGCCAUCACAAAGACCAGAAAGGCCUGCACAAGCUGCUCCCGUUCCAAGAUCAAGUGCGACGGCCAGCCCGUAUGCCGCAACUGCCAGGCACGCCCCGGCACCGUAUGCCACUAUCCCCAAAAGCGCUCCUACGCUCCGCAACCCGCCAUCCCACGCACCAGCCCAGACCAACCCUCGGCCUCGACCACCACAGCAUCGUCCCAGCCAGACUCGCCGUCCGCCCCGCGCCCAGCUCUCGACCACCCGUCCACCCGCGCCGCCGCCCAAGACGAUGCCAGCACCAAACUGACGCACCCGACGUCCGACGCCACACCUUGCCAUCCGCUCGGGCCGGAGAGCGACCUCGUCCGUAGCGACCUGGCGUCGUCGUCUUCGUUGUCGUCUUCAUCAUCUCUGCACGCCGCGCCGCCCAAGAGGUCCACCUACACGGUCGAUUCGCUCCUCGCCGCUGGCUCGCACACGCCUCCUCGCCCCUACUCCGAGAAUCCCGCAAGCCUCGAGGCGGACUCCAAGCACCCGCAGCCUGGAUCGACGGCCAUGGCCCCGAGCCAGGCCAGGGGCUACGCCGUCCCGACCAACCCGUCGCCGGCGCAGCCAUCGGCGGCCUACCCUUCGGCGCCGCGGCUCCAUGGCAGCUCGCCCCUCGGCGCAGCGCCGCGGACGGUCCUCGAGCAGCGCCACCCUGGACCCAGGCAGCAGUACCAGCCUGGCGGCACAGCAGCUCCGCCCCACCGUCACGAUUCCUACCCAGCCUCGUCGACCCCGGCCAGCAGCCUCUACCCGGCCUCGGCUUCGUCGUCGUCUCGCGUCUCGUCGUCGAGCGGCCCAUCGACGUGGUCUGACCCGAGCCUGCCCACCCAGGACUGGCUCGACUUUGCCUUUUCCGACUCGUCGAUGAUCGCCGCCGAUCAGACCUUCGACUGGCUCUUUGCGCCCAUAGAAACCACCCUGGGACCCAUCGCCCAACCCGCCUUCCCUCAGCCGCUAGCGACGGCCGGCGCGGCCUGGCCCAUGCCGACCUUGGCGGACGCCGCUGGUGCAGCAAAUCCGCCGGAUCUUGAGACUUUGCGCCAGGCUUCCGGGCCGAGUGCAUCCUCUGCGACUGCGCAUCAGCAGCCGACGUCCCUGCCGAGCGCGCCGGCGAUGCAGGCCGAAAGACCCUCGACGGCAGCGCUGCCGUCCGGCCACGGUGCGAACGUCGACGGCGGCGAGCGCCGGAGCAGGAAGCGGCCUCGACGAGAGCCGUCGUACUCGCUGUCGCGCUCGGGCAUCCAGAGCUCUACGCACCGCGAAGGCGAGCACAGCUCCGAGGACGGCGACACCGUGGACCACGCCAUGGCAGGGAAAGCGCCGCGCCGUCCGGACCGGGGCCGGUGCAUGCCGAGGCCGAUCCACCGCGACCUGGCGGGGCCCUGCGCCAUGCCAGACGGCUUCUGGCGGCACCCGGCCGCGUCGCCGCUGACGUCGUCGACCGAGCCCAUCGGCGAGGCCACGCGUCAGGACCUGCUGGCCGAGGACACGAUGCAGGUGGCGCCCUUUACGGCCUAUUCGAAAAAGAAGCUGCUCAGCGUCGUCGCGCUGGCCGAGCUGCCCAAGCACGACGAGGAGCGCGCCCUGGCCAUGCUGCAAGGCGUCAGCGUCGCCACCUACAACGCCCUCCUGCAGCUCUACUUUGUCCACUUCCACGUCCAGUACCCCUUCCUCCACGCGCCCACCUUUUCGCCGGACAAGUGCCCCGUCUUUCUGCUCGCCAACGCCAUCGCCCUCGGCAGCCUGUCGUCGCGCAUACCCCGCGCCGCCAACCUCGGCCACGUCCUCGCCGAGAUCACCAACAAGGCCCAGUUUGUCGCAUGGCACCGCACCAACCUCCAGGAGCGCUCGCUCGGCUUCAUCCAGGCCAUGGUCCUGUCCGACAUUUUCAUGCGCAGCACGGGCGACCGCCGCCUGCUCGAGUUUGCCGAGGCCAUCCGAUCGCCGCUGGCCACGCUGGCGAGGCGGCGUCGGCUGCUCGACAAGACCUCGACGCACUCGGCGCCGGACCCGGCGCAGCAGGAUGCGUCGACGACGACGGCAGCGGCCUACCACGGCGGUGGGACGAGAUCCAAGCCGACGCAGUCAGCCUCGCUCGCAGGCUGGUCCCAGCAGGCCGCCCGACCCGCCGCCGCUGGGGCACUUUGCGGGGCCGACGACGACAACAACGGCGGCGACCCCGCGGCGUCGCUGCAUGCGCGCUGGCAGGCCUGGAUCCACCUCGAGAGCCUCAAGCGCACCGGCUGGGCCGUCUUUGUCGCCGACGCCGAGCUGUCGGUCUCGUGGAACCUGCCGUCGCUCUUUUCGUUUGACGAGCUCAAGAGCGAGCUGCCGUGCCCCGACGCCAGCUGGAACGCGCCCAACGCCACCAUGUGGAGCCUCGCCUCGCGGCACGACACGCGCGCAGCCGGCUACUACACCGUCGCCGACUUCCACACUGCGCUCGAGGAAGGCACGGCGACGCGGCUGCUCAACGACGAGAUCAAGGCGAGCGACUUUCAGCGCACGGUGCUGGCCAACAGCCUGUGGUCGCUCAGCGACGCCGUGUCGACGGUGGGCAAGGGCUGCCUGGCCCUGCACGCCCGCGAGGUCACCGAGACGUUUCGCUCGCUCUGCAUCGGCCUGGCAGAGCAGCAGGCCGAGGUGCUGGAGCGCUACCUGGGGUCCAGCGUGGCACUCCUGGGCGAGCCGCGCCAGGCGCCGACGGGCGGCACGCCGGCCAACCCGAAGCUCGAGCUGGCGGUGCGCUUCGACCUGCUCAGGACGUUGGUCGACCUGCAAGACCUGCAGGUCCUCGGUGGCCGCCACAGCCAGCGGGAAAAGGCCGAGACGCUCGGUCCGAUCAAGGAGCGCUUCGACCGCCGCCCCUGGGAGGCGUGGUCGCUGGCCGUCCACGCCGGACGGAUCGUCUACUUUUUCCGCACGUUCCCCACGAGCUCGACGUUCGAGGGUCUGCUGUUUUUCUACGCCGCCAUCAGCGUCUACCUGGUCUCGCUGUGGUGGAAGGACAAGGGAGACCUCACCAUCGGGCAGCUCGCCAACCCGUUCAGCGUGGGUCGCAAGGGAGGCCGCGGAGGCGCCGGGUCGCACCCGCCGACCUCGCCGGGCGGGUCCCGGAGCCGCCUCUCGUCGAGCAUCGCCGAGGUGCACGACGACGCCAUCGGGCGCGAGGUACUGAGCGUCCACCUCGACGGACCCGCCUACGCGCCCAUCUCGCUGUCGUUGCAGCCCUACGACGCCGCACCGUCCGGCCCCGGCCCUGGUCUCGGUGUCCAUGCACCCGCCACCGAUGCGCGCCACGGCGCCGAUGCAGGAAGCACUGGCACCGGCACGGGCUCGCUCGACGCGCUCGCGGCCACGGCCGAAUCGUCGUCGCGGGCGGCGGCCAAGGUCGUCCGGCCGCGCCUCAGCUUCAUCGGCGACCUGUCGAGCCCGCUCGCGCCCAAACGCAUCCUCUCGUCGUACUCGGACCAGCUCGCCCAGCGCGCCGCCUCCACCUCCUGGCCCAUCUGCGAGCCCCUUUCGGUCAUCCUCGCGCAAAUGGUCGAGAUCUCGCCGUAG
Messenger RNA from Pseudozyma flocculosa PF-1, 4143 nucleotides. RefSeq lists its product as uncharacterized. NCBI's taxonomy places the organism in Eukaryota, Fungi, Basidiomycota, Ustilaginomycetes, Ustilaginales, Ustilaginaceae. The record is from RefSeq and is a predicted model, not a curated record. The coding region runs from base 1 to 4143 and encodes 1380 amino acids. Gene Ontology annotation, biological process: DNA-templated transcription; regulation of DNA-templated transcription. Gene Ontology annotation, molecular function: DNA-binding transcription factor activity, RNA polymerase II-specific; zinc ion binding; DNA binding. The transcript has 2 exons.